GAGCCCAUUAUCAUUGUUAAUAAUCGCUCCUAAGCUCAGCAGCAGCAAACGUCUCAGCCGCCGCAGACGACGGUGGUUCAAAUUCGUCGCAAUCGAUGAUGCAGACACCGCAGCAGCACCAGUCAUUAGCUUCUCAUUUCCAUCUCUAUCCGUUGGUGGAGAAAUUAACAGAUGCAAUUGAAACUGGAACACGAGAUCAGAACUCUGAUGCUAUGGUGAGUGAAUUGAACAGCCAUUUUGACAAGUGUCAACAGCUCUUGAAUUCCAUUUCAGGAUCCCCAGGAUCUAAAACCAUGACUGUUGAUGGAGAAAAGAGAAAUCUAGAAGAAAGUGAGCAAUUGCUUCAACAGAGAAGGGACUGGAUUGUGGAGUAUAGUAAAAAUCCAUUGAAGACCUUGUCAAGUUAGAGCCUUAUUAGUUCCUUAUUUCUCCCAAGACCCAUGAAUUGUAAUCCGUAAACAAUAGACGGCCGCAAGUGAUCAUGUGCGUUUUCCUAACAUCAACACUUCGAAACAAAAUCAAAA
Messenger RNA from Raphanus sativus (radish), 524 nucleotides. RefSeq names its product mediator of RNA polymerase II transcription subunit 9. The coding region runs from base 96 to 407 and encodes 103 amino acids. The transcript has 5 exons. NCBI's taxonomy places the organism in Eukaryota, Viridiplantae, Streptophyta, Magnoliopsida, Brassicales, Brassicaceae. The record is from RefSeq and is a predicted model, not a curated record. Gene Ontology annotation, cellular component: mediator complex.